Messenger RNA from Torulaspora globosa, 702 nucleotides. It is a transcript of the gene MED7, whose product is annotated as mediator complex subunit MED7. NCBI's taxonomy places the organism in Eukaryota, Fungi, Ascomycota, Saccharomycetes, Saccharomycetales, Saccharomycetaceae. Gene Ontology annotation, molecular function: transcription coregulator activity. The coding region runs from base 1 to 702 and encodes 233 amino acids. Gene Ontology annotation, cellular component: mediator complex; core mediator complex. Gene Ontology annotation, biological process: regulation of transcription by RNA polymerase II. The transcript has a single exon. The record is from RefSeq and is a predicted model, not a curated record.
AUGUCGACGGCAGAAACGAACGAGAUCAGCUCUCUCUAUCCUCCGCCACCGCCUUACAUCAAGUUCUUUACGCAGGAGAACCUGGAAAAACUGCCAGAAUAUCUAAAAAACAAGACCAACCGUGACAACCAAGGCUCUGCCACCGGCGGUGCCGCCGAACAGCCAGAAUGCGCAUUAGAUUUUUUAAUUCCACCUCCGUUACCUCCAACUUCGCAGUACAGGGCAUUCGGCAGCGUUUGGCAGCUGAAGGACCAGCUGCCAGACCUCAAGACCAUGGGCUUGACGCAGCUUUACAAGAAGGCAUCCGACGAAGACACAAAUAACUACCAGUACAAGAUCAAAGAGCUCCAUAGGCUGCUCAAAUCGCUUCUUCUGAACUAUCUCGAACUUGUCAACAUCCUCAGCAUCGAUCCCAGCCAGUACGAGCAGAAAGUGGAUCACAUCCGGACCAUUCUGGUCAAUAUCCACCACCUACUUAACGAAUAUCGGCCACAUCAAUCACGUGAGUCGCUUAUCAUGUUGCUUGAAGAGCAGCUCGAAUAUAAGCGUAAAGAGAUCAAAGAAAUCGACCAAGUGUGCCAGCAGCUCCGAGACAAACUGGCCAACCUGGAUAGACCCACCACUGAGCCGGAUGUCGAGAAACCCGAUGACGCCAAACAAUCAGCUACGAGCUAUGACGGAACUAUCGAGAGACGCGGCUGA